AUGUGGGCCCUGCCCGUCGCCACGAGCCGGUGCGGAAUAUUGGGCAAGCACUGGAAAAAUGGGGUUCUUCCGGGUGAUCGACCAUGGGGUCCCCGAGAGCCUCUUGGAGGAGGUGAUAGAGGAGAGGGGUCACGCAGGUUGUUCGAACAGGAGACCGAGGCCAAGAAAGGAUUCUACACCGGAGAUUUUACGAAGAGGGUCAUAUACAACAGCAACGCGGCCCUUUCUAAUUCGGUAACUGCGGAUUGGAGGGACAGUAUAUUUUGCUCCAUGGGACCAGAGCCUCCCCAGCCCGAAGAGUUGCCCGAAGCUUUCGGAAUAGCAACACACUUUAUGUUGUUCUGCGGGAAUCCAUCCAACCAUACUUUUAAGGCAGCUCUAUUUCAGUUUUACGAUGCUUCGAAAAUUUUUGGCGGAGAAAUGCUGAUGGAGUACUCAAAGCAUGUGACGAAACCGGGCUCUUGUCCGUUUGAGCUCUUAUCAGAAGCUCUAGGACACCGCUCAAAUCAAUUGAUGGAGAUGGAGUGUGGAAAGAGAGACUUGAUCAUGUGCAACUUCUGUCCGCCAUGCCCCCAACCCAAGUUGACCCUGGGUGUGACAAAGCAAUCAGACAAAGACUUCCUCACGAUUCUCCUCCAAGAUCAAAUUGGAGGACUUCAAGUGCUUCAUGAGAACCAGCGGAUCCACGUUCCUCCAAUUCUUGGAGCACAAGUUAUCAACAUCGGAGAUCUUCUGCGGCCAUCAUCGAGGCCGUAUGGACCCAUCAAGGAAUUAACAUCAGCAGACAACCCACCGAUUUACAAGGAGACUACACUUCCAAACUACACAGCAAAUUACAUUUCCAAAGGCGUAUAUGGAACUUACGCCCUUCCCGAUUUCAAGCUGUAG
Molecule: messenger RNA, 888 nt
Organism: Rhodamnia argentea
Lineage: Eukaryota; Viridiplantae; Streptophyta; Magnoliopsida; Myrtales; Myrtaceae
Product: 1-aminocyclopropane-1-carboxylate oxidase homolog 1-like
Exons: 3
Coding region: 1-888 (295 amino acids)
Source: RefSeq, a predicted model, not a curated record